AUGUUCUCUGAGAGAAUUCACGUGGAGGGGACUGGGACAGAUGCUAUGACUGCAGCAGUAUGGAAGAAUGGGAGGAUGGAUGGACCCGUAAGGGUCAGGAGUCAGCUCCACAACGAGACCAUCAAGAAUCUGGUGCUGUGGUGGCAAGUCACGGCUGAACAAGCGUUUAGAAAGUUUCUCCAACUCUUCGACCGAGUGUUGGUUGCAAGGAGUGUGGCCGAAACUGUAACCAAAGGUGGCAUUAUGCUUCCAGAAAAGUCUCAAGGAAAAGUAUUGCAAGGAACAGUAGUGGCUGUGGAAUCAGGCUCAAAAAAAAAAAAGAGUGGAGAGAUUUAACCAGUCAGCGUGAAAGUUGGAGACCAAGUUCUUCCAGAAUAUAGAGACACCAAAGUAGUUCUAGAUGACAAGGAUUAUUUCUUAUUUAGAGACCAUGACAUCCUUGGAAAGUACGUGGACUGA
Messenger RNA from Acomys russatus (golden spiny mouse), 459 nucleotides. RefSeq names its product 10 kDa heat shock protein, mitochondrial-like. NCBI's taxonomy places the organism in Eukaryota, Metazoa, Chordata, Mammalia, Rodentia, Muridae. Gene Ontology annotation, molecular function: ATP binding; protein folding chaperone; protein-folding chaperone binding. The record is from RefSeq and is a predicted model, not a curated record. Gene Ontology annotation, cellular component: mitochondrial matrix.